CUUUGGGACGCCUCUUAUCGAUAACUUGCAAGCCAUCCCAGAAAUUAACCCUCAUAAUUUCUCCCCGCAUCUGCUCACGAUGAACUCGUCAUCGCGCAUACCACCUCUUGUACAACCCUAUGUCAAGCUCCCUCGCGACGACUCGCUACUCCUCCUCACAAGCACACUUGGCGCCAGCGCAAACUGGCUGCUCACACGAUUCCUCUGCGAUGCGCUGAGCAACCACACACAAGAUGGCGGGGCAGACGAAGGUCACAAUGUGGUGCUCGUGUCAUGGAUGAGAGACUAUGACUUCUGGAAACAAGAAGCUAGGAAAGGCGCAGGGCUGGAUCUGGAGAGGCUGAAGAGGGAGAAGAGGCUCGCGUUCGUGGAUGGGUUGAGUGGGCUGGUUAUGGGCGAUGGGACAGGUGCGCAGACACAGCAAUCGCAGGCGCAACGACCCCAGCAACCUCAGACAGGAUUACAUCCUGCGAGACUGACGAAAGAGAUCGAUCCGCCGCAGCGACCAGGGCAGAUACUGCCUGCUCGAGGACCUCCAGGGCGCACACUACCUGCCAGAGGUCCCUCUGCACCCACCGCGCAACCCGCACGUCCUACCUCAAACACGAUCGCCUCAUCGACGACACCGCAAACAAGGGCCAGCCAAAGCACAGGACACUACACCCUCACGUCCCUCGACCUGGCACAUCUCCGCACCACCCUCACGAGCGCUAUAUCCGCCCUCACGUCCACCACCACUUCUGCGCCACGGAAAACCCUCGUCAUCCUCGACACCCCCGACGUGCUCCUCACCCUCUCCUCGACACCAUCUGCCGCUUUCACGUCGCUGCUCCUUCAGCUCCACAACACGCCCACGGUUUCCCAUGUGCUGACGCACUUACACGCGGACACGCCGCUCCUCAGCCCGUCAUCGCCUGCGCAGCCGCUCGAAAUCAGCCAGUUUAAUUUGGUGACCAAGGUCGCGCAUAUGAGCCGCAGGGUGAUGGAGGUGAGGGUGCUGGAUACGGGGGUUGCGCGGGAUGUAAGUGGGGUUGUCCGGGUUACCGAGCAGAGUGUUGGGUGGGAGGGGUUGGGACUUGAGGAGGAGGAUGGGCGGCAGCGUGAUGCUAAUGACAGUGGGAAGGGGAAAGAGUUUUUGUAUCGAGUCAAGGGGGAUGGGAGUGUGAAGGUGUUUGAGAGAGGGGCUGGUGGGGAGGGCUGAGUGAGUAUGGUGGGUGAGAAGGUCUGAGUCGAAGGCAUUGACGAAGCACGGAAAGACGGAAUCAAGUGCGGAGCUUGACAGGUCUUCAUGAUCGGGCUGCGAAUGAAGGUGGCACGCAGCAGGUGUAGAAGAGACAUGCUUGCGAGACCUAGAUAUGGCGACUGCCACUCGUGAAAUGAGUUUGAACUCAAUGUC
Messenger RNA from Macroventuria anomochaeta, 1396 nucleotides. RefSeq lists its product as uncharacterized. NCBI's taxonomy places the organism in Eukaryota, Fungi, Ascomycota, Dothideomycetes, Pleosporales, Didymellaceae. Gene Ontology annotation, biological process: tRNA wobble uridine modification. Bases 80 to 1201 code for a protein of 373 amino acids. The record is from RefSeq and is a predicted model, not a curated record. The transcript has a single exon. Gene Ontology annotation, cellular component: elongator holoenzyme complex.